AUGUCCACAGCGCUGGAACGACUCAAGGAGGCGAGGAAGAAGGGCGGUAGGCUGUCUCAGUGGAAGCCUACUGUAGAGACCGACAUCUUUGAUCACGUCACCGAAGACCAGUACAAAGCUAUCGUCGGUGAUAGACUGGACCAAGAUGAUUUUAUUGAAGAUGAUGGGACGGGCGAUUAUGUAGAUGAUGGGAGAGAGGAUUGGGAUGGGGCGGAGAGUCAGGAAGAGAGUGAGGAUGAAGACGCGUUUGAUGGGGAGGAUGAAGAGUAUCGAAAGGCGCGUCAACUGAAAAAGGCAAAGGCAAAGGCGAAAGCCGCUGCCAACCCCGACAAGGCCCCCAAAGCCAAGCCCAAACCCAAAGCUUCCUACUCUGAUUAUGCCCGUCCUUCCAACAAGUCGUCAACCUCGUACCGCGCGGCCGCGCCAAGUGCACUGGCGGAAGACGACUUUAUGGCCAGUCUCUUAUCGGGCAUCGACGCACCAUCUAGCACCCGCAAACGCAAAUCCUCCCCCGAAAUCCCUUCGUCCGACGGUUUCCCCGAACCCAGCUCGGACAGCUCCUUCUUUUCCUCUUCACGGAAGCGAUACGGAGCGGAGAGCGAUGAUGAGACGAUGUGGGAUGCCAAAAGAGGCAUCAUGGGCAAGAAGCCGCGUGUUUCCGAUGUGACCGUCACUGGCAGACGCGAUUCGCAUAUGGACGUUGAUCAGGAGAAUGAUAUCCAGUGGGACGACGAUUCCAUGGAUAUCGACGAGAUCAAAGCAGAACGCGCGGACAGCGACGACGACGAUAUACGAGUCAAGAGUAAACCUCUGACGACAUCAAAAGUCAACGGCGUCACGACGAAACGCAAGGUCGUCAAUGCUUCUUCCGUCAAACACGUCCUCAAGCGCGAACCUUCACCUGUGGCAUCUCCUGCCGCUGUGAAGGCGGAAAGGGCAGAGGUGGAGAUGGAGGUGGAUCCGAAAGUGAUCAAGCCUCGGUUGGCAGCCAAGCCCAAGGGCAAGAGCAAGCACUGGUCGGCGAUCCAAGCGGACCUCGCUGCAAAGGCCGCCGAGGCCGAUGUCGACGACCUCGAAGCUGCCAAGGCGCCUGUCAACAGCACGAUCCAUUCGGACGACGUGCUCGAGGCGGACGGCUCGCUCAAGUUUUUCUGGCUCGAUCAUUAUGAAGAGGCUGGACAUAUCCACCUUAUCGGAAAGGUGUUGGAUCAAAAGUCGGGCAAAUAUGUCAGUUGUUGUGUGUCGGUGCUCGAGAUGGAACGAUGCUUGUAUGUCAAGCCGAGAGCAAAGAAGUUUGCCGACGGUCAUCAAACAGAUCUCGACGUUUCUCAGGACGACGUCCUCGACGAAUUUGACAGUUUCCGGAGAAAGUCCAACAUCAGCGAGACGCGAGUCCGUUGGGUGAGACGGCAGUACGCUUUCGAGGACCAGACUGUAGAGAGGGAAGAGAGCGACUGGCUAGAAGUCAGGUACCCUUUCCAUCAGCCCGAGAUUCCCGCCGGUUCUAGUGGUUCUACCUUCAGUCACAUAUUCGGUACCAACACGACUCCAUUCGAGCUGUUUGCGGUCCAACAAAAGAUCAUGGGUCCCUCGUGGCUCGAGAUCAAGGACCUAUCGCCUGCUGCAAACGCUGCUACCUGGUGUAAAAUCGAAUUUUGCGUCGAAAGCCCCUCCACGAUCAACCCCUUCCCCGAAACCGACAACGCCGCCCCUAAAGACACCCCUCCUCUCACCGCCAUGUCCAUCUCCAUCCGCACCAUCGUCAACCUGCGCGAAAACAAGACUGAAGUCCUCGCCAUCUCGCUCCGUACAUGGGACGACUACAAUAUCGAAGAUCCCACCCCGCCAGACCAGCUCCGAUCGCAGAUCACCACCGUCAUCCGGCCUAUUGAAAAGUUUCCUGCCGGGUUUGAAGCGUUUGCCAAAAAUCCGAAAGAUGGCAAUUCGUUCCAUACUGUCAAGAAUGAGCGGUCGCUUUUGAAUCUUGUCCUCACGCAUAUUCAGCGACAUGAUCCUGAUGUGCUGGUGGGACACAACUUUUUGGGCACGAAUUUCGAGACGAUGCUUUACAGGUUUAGAGAGCUUUCUGUGGACAAGUGGUCAAGAAUAGGCAGGUUUAGGAGGGGCAAAGGGAUCAAGAUCUCAAAGAUGGGGAGUAAUGUCAGGUUGUUGUCGGGCAGGUUGGUUGCCGAUCUGUCUAGUGAUGCCGCCAAGGGCAUGAUCUCUUCGACGACUUGGUCUCUUACAGAGAUGUGCCUCACACAUCUCAAGAUCCAGCGCGAAGAUAUCGACCCCGAGGACACUGCUACGUAUUUCGACCACAGUGCCGUCUCUCCCGACAAGUUGAUCACUUUCACGCGAUUGUGCGAGGUGGACGCCUUUUUCCAGAUGGCUAUCGCUGCUAGGGUGCAGAUCUUGCCGUUGACCAAGCAGCUCACCAACUUGGCUGGUAACUCUUGGAACCUCACGCUGAAUGGUGGUCGUGCUGUCCGUAACGAAUUCAUCCUCCUGCACGAGUUCAACCGCCUCGGCUACGUCUGCCCCGACAAGGCUCCCUUCAAAGCCAAGACAAAAGUUUCCGCCGACGGCGACGAGGGCAAUGAAGAUCUCGGUGCCAUGAAGGCCGGAAAGGGCAAGGCCAAGUAUUCUGGUGGUCUGGUCUUUGAGCCCAAGAGAGGGUUGUGGGACAAGUACAUCUUGGUCAUGGACUUCAACUCGCUGUAUCCCAGUAUCAUUCAAGAGUUCAACAUUGAUUUCACCACGGUUGUGAGAGGUCAGGAUGGUGAUGACGAGGACAAGAUCCCCGAAGUGCCCAGAUCAGGCGAAGCCAAGGGUGUUCUUCCCAAGAUCAUUUCGACACUCGUCAACAGGCGUAAACAAGUCAAAGGCCUGAUGAAGAACAAGUCGGCCACCCCGGCCCAGAUCCUCCAGUGGGAUAUCAAGCAAUUGGCCCUCAAGCUCACUGCCAAUUCGAUGUACGGUUGUCUCGGUUUCGUUGGAUCUCGAUUCUCUUCGAGACCUCUUGCUGCUUUGACGACUUUCAAGGGUCGAGAGAUUCUGGGGCAGACGAGACAGACGGCUGAGAAUGAUCUUGGUCUUGAUGUUGUUUACGGAGAUACCGAUUCCGUCUUUGUCAACUCCAACGUGACUACCUACCCUGAGGCUUUCAAGAUUGCCAAUGACUUUAAAAAGGCCAUCAACGACAAGUAUCGUCUCUUGGAGAUCGAUCUUGAUGCCGUCUUUGAGAGAAUCCUGUUGUUGAACAAGAAAAAGUAUGCGGCUGUCAAGAUUGAUGAAUCGGGAGAGAGGAUCACCGAGGUGAAGGGUUUGGAUAUGAAGAGGAGAGAGUACAGUCAAUUGUCAAAGGACUGCAGCACUGCGGUGUUGAAAGAGAUUCUGAGUGGAGAAUCCACCGAGGUUGUUGUCCAGAACGUCCACGACUAUCUCAUCCAAGUCGGAGAAGCCGUCCGUAACAAUGAGGUACCGCUCGAAGACUUCAUCAUCUUCAAACGACUGGGUAAAAACCCCGAAGAAUAUCCAGAGAAGAAUGCCCUCCCCCAUGUCCAGGUCGCCCUUCGCAUGAAAGCCAAGGGUACAUCCGCCAAGGCGCACGAUGUUAUUCCUUACAUCAUGUGUCUGGAUGAGGACGGCAAGAGCGGUAAAACGCAAAGUGGUGACCGAGCCUUCCACCCUGAUGAUUUGAGGAGACAAGGAUCAGAAUUGAGAAUUGACUACGAGUACUAUCUCGACAAUCAAAUCCUUGUCCCCGUCAACAGAUUGUGCGAGACUAUUGAAGGCACCGAGCGGGCGCGUAUGGCGGAAUGCCUCGGUCUCGACCCCCGACGAUACGCCAACACUGCCUCAGCCGAGGCGCAAGAGCAAGAAUUCGCCACAUUCGACUCUCAAAUCUCUGAUGAAGACCGGUACAGAGACGUCGAUCCUCUGAAACUGACCUGCCCUGGCUGUAUGGAAGAAUUGGCGUUUGUCGGUUUGCUAGGCAAGGAGGAAGCCGAGUCUCACAUCCGAGCCAACGGUAUUUGCUGCGACAAGUGCAACACCCCCAUUCAUCCCGCGUCUCUGGGGCUGCAGCUCGAGAACCAGAUUCGCGCUCAUAUCGCGCAGUAUUAUCUGGGAUGGAUGGUAUGCGACGGCGAGGGAUGUGGCAGUCGGACACGGACGAUGGGUGUGUAUGGCAAGCGGUGCUUGGGCUUUGCGCGAGAAGAUUGUCGGGGUACGAUGAGGCUGGAGUACACGGAUAUGAAGUUGUACCACCAACUACUAUACUACCGCAGUCUUUUCGACGUUGACAAGAUUCUUGCGCCCCUCCAGGGCAGUAAGCGGUUAGAGGAAGUCCGACCAGUAACACUUGCCAACAAGAAACUCCUCUCAGACCUCGUCAACGUCACAGACAAGUACCUGAGCAAGAACGGGAGAAGAUAUGUCGACUUGGGAGGGUUGUUCAAGUUUAUGGAAAAGAUCAAGCUGUGA
Cryptococcus amylolentus CBS 6039 is the source of this 4488-nucleotide messenger RNA. RefSeq lists its product as hypothetical. Gene Ontology annotation, molecular function: purine nucleotide binding; DNA replication origin binding; pyrimidine nucleotide binding. The transcript has 15 exons. Gene Ontology annotation, biological process: leading strand elongation; lagging strand elongation; DNA replication. NCBI's taxonomy places the organism in Eukaryota, Fungi, Basidiomycota, Tremellomycetes, Tremellales, Cryptococcaceae. Gene Ontology annotation, cellular component: alpha DNA polymerase:primase complex. Bases 1 to 4488 code for a protein of 1495 amino acids. The record is from RefSeq and is a predicted model, not a curated record.